Molecule: messenger RNA, 1696 nt
Organism: Capra hircus (goat)
Lineage: Eukaryota; Metazoa; Chordata; Mammalia; Artiodactyla; Bovidae
Gene: COMMD7
Product: COMM domain containing 7
Exons: 8
Coding region: 90-899 (269 amino acids)
Biological process (GO): negative regulation of DNA-templated transcription; tumor necrosis factor-mediated signaling pathway
Molecular function (GO): NF-kappaB binding
Source: RefSeq, a predicted model, not a curated record
GGCUGCGGAAGCGCGGCCGCGGCGGCCGCGCGAAGGAGGAAGUCGGGGGAGGCGCGGGAGCGUGGGGCCUGCGGGGCCGGGCGGACGCCAUGGGCCGGCUGCACUGCACACAGGACCCCGUGCCCGAGGCCGUGGGCGGCGACAUGCAGCAGCUGAACCAGCUGGGCGCGCAGCAAUUCUCAGCCCUGACUGAAGUGCUCUUCCACUUCCUAACUGAGCCAAAAGAGGUGGAAAGGUUUCUGGCUCAGCUCUCCGAAUUUGCCACCACCAACCAGAUCAGUCUUGGCCCCCUGAGAAGCAUCGUGAAGAGCCUCCUCCUGGUUCCAAAUGGUGCCUUGAAGAAGGGUCUCACAGCCGAGCAGGUCCGGGCCGACUUCAUGACUCUGGGUCUCAGUGAGGAGAAAGCCAUCUACUUUUCUGAAAAGUGGAAGCAGAAUGCCCCCACCCUUGCUCGAUGGGCCAUAGGUCAGACUCUGAUGAUUAACCAGCUUGUAGAUAUGGAAUGGAAAUUUGGAGGUAACCAGUUAGAGCCAGUCCUGGGUCACUUGGAUGAUGCAGGGUUGGGUGGCAGAGGCUCUCAGAUGACUUCACUGGGGAAUCGCGAUCCUUGGUCCCCUAAGAUUGUUGGGUCUAGCAGCUGCUUCCCUGUGUCACUGUCCACAUUCAGCAGCUCUUUCUACCCAUGGCUAUCUGUGAGUUCACUUCCUGAAAAGCACAUUCUGCUGUCUUCAUCCUGGCCCCCACAUGGCUCCUGCUUUACAACUUGCAAGAUUGGGCUCUUCAGAGUUGGUCCUCCACCAGCCACUUACUAUUUUUCUCUUUUGUGUCACAGUGACGUCUGGGAGCAGCGAACUGGAAAAAGUAGGAAGUAUUUUUUUACAAUUAAAGUUGGUCGUUAAGAAAGGAAAUCAAACAGAAAAUGUAUACAUAGAAUUAACCUUGCCUCAGUUCUACAGCUUCCUGCACGAGAUGGAGCGAGUCAGAACCAGCAUGGAGUGUUUCAGCUGAUUUCUGUCCCCGCCUUGCAUCUCCACCUCGCCCCCUCCCUGUGCCCUCCUCCUCUUUCCCGGUGACCUGCUCUAAGAGGCUGCUGGGCUCCCAGGCCUGUGGCCUCUCCUCUGGGCCUGCCUGCCUCUUGGGAGCCCAGGUGCAAAGUUUCUGAAAAACAAAGGAUUAAGUGCUUAAGGAGCCCGGACAGGAUGACCCUGAAGAGUCUUCAUGAGGCACCCUCCACCACCUAUCUCCCAGGUCACUGUUUAGAUAUUCAGAAAGGUGAUUGCAUCUCAGAUGCAGGGAGGAGGUAAGUCAAGUCACCUCCCCUUCAAAGCUCCAGAGUACACAAAUGGUCUGUUGCUCAAGAUAUCAACACUGAUGACCUUCUCCACAAGACAGCAAGGGCUUAUUUAUGACUAAGGAAGAGGUGGAUUUCAUGAAUGACCCAAAGGGAGCUCCCAGCAGAGUUCCUACAGGAGUUUGUGGUGGUGGGGCCUUGCUGAUCGGUCUUUAGUGGACACCUGUGUAAAAGUAUGGGCUGGGUCUGCUCUGAAAAAAAAAAAAACAGGCUUCACUUCAGGUUUUGCCCCGUUGUGUGUAAUGAGGCGGGCCUUUUGAGGUUACUUCAGCUUGUUUUGGUUCAAGCUGACCUUCUGUGGUGGUUAGAUGAAGAAUAAAGAAGAUUCUGAAGAACAGGUCUGCA